UCUUUGAUUCCUGAAAAAGAAAAGAAAAAAAAAGAAAAGAAAAAGAAAAACCGAGUCGUCUCGUCUCCAUUGCGGCGGCGCGAGCUUUGGACUCGUCGUCUCCGUCCCGCGCGCGACGAGCGCGACCAGCGGCCGCCGGCGUCUGCUGCUUGCUCGCUUGCUUGCUUCCGCCCCGCCGGCGCCCUCGCUUCGCUGUCCGCUGUGUUCAGGAUUUUGGGAUAAGGCUAUUUGUUAUUUCUCAAAAGUGUAAAUGGGUUCAGAAGGACCUUCAGUUGUUACUGUACAUGUGACUGGAUUUAAGAAGUUUCAUGGGGUUGCUGAGAACCCAACUGAGAAAAUUGUGACCAAUCUUAAAUCAUUCGUGGAAAAGAAAGGAUUGCCAAAAAACCUUGUGCUUGGAAGCUGCACAGUUCUUGAAACUGCAGGGCAGGGGGCACUUGGCACAUUAUAUAAGGUUUUGGAAUCUUCCAUUGCGGAAAGGGAGAAUGGGUCAUCGGCUCAGGGGCAAGUAAUUUGGAUCCACUUUGGAGUCAAUAGUGGUGCAACAAGGUUUGCUCUUGAGAAUCAAGCUGUUAAUGAAGCCACCUUCCGUUGUCCAGAUGAGCUAGGGUGGAAACCUCAGAGGGCUCCCAUUGUGCCAUCUGAUGGAGGAAUCUCACGCACAAGAGAGACUACCCUUCCGGUAAAUGAGUUAACCAAGUCACUCCGGAAGACAGGCUAUGAUGUAAUGCCAUCAGACGAUGCUGGUCGGUUCGUAUGCAACUAUGUGUAUUAUCACUCUCUUCGGUUUGCAGAGCAACACGGCAUCAAAUCUCUGUUUGUACAUGUGCCCCUGUUCUUGACGAUCGAUGAGGAGGUCCAGAUGCAUUUUGUUGCUUCCCUUCUCGAAGCUCUAUCUUGAAUUAGGAAGAAAAAUACAAUUUAAGGUUGGAAGCGGACUGAAUAAAAUUGUAUUGUCAUCGAUGAUAUUGGUCUUGCUCCAACGGGUGUAUUUAAGGGGAAAUGGCUGCUUAGAGUGUGUUCUUGGUGAAAUUCCACUUGUAUGUAUGCCACUACAUAACAUGAUCUAAACAUGCAUGGGAACUUGGUUUUCAGAUGCUGCGGUUCCA
This is a messenger RNA of Oryza sativa Japonica Group (Japanese rice), 1109 nucleotides long. RefSeq lists its product as uncharacterized. Gene Ontology annotation, cellular component: cytosol. NCBI's taxonomy places the organism in Eukaryota, Viridiplantae, Streptophyta, Magnoliopsida, Poales, Poaceae. Gene Ontology annotation, molecular function: pyroglutamyl-peptidase activity. Gene Ontology annotation, biological process: proteolysis. The record is from RefSeq and is a predicted model, not a curated record.